CCACAUCAACACUUAAUUGAUUAGACUAAUAAUUAAAAAUAAUUAUGACAGAGUUUGUUAGCAGGACAAUAACUUCAGGUAUGUCUGCCCUACACUGUAAUUCAAGAGCGAUUUCAACGUGUCAUGUAUUUUCCACUUUUGACAGCUGUUCUUGUAAUAUUUUAGAUGAACAAAAUAUAUGCGUUUGUACGGUACUUUUCUUCGUAUCCAGGAAGUGACCUCACGACGUCCUCGAUGAUUUUCUGGGGUAGAAACAAGCCGACGAGGAGGUCGUUCCAACAAAGAAGUUUGCAGGAAAAAGGUGGUCCCAGUCAAGAACACCGUUUUAUGAAGCGAACGACCGAGCGCUUCUAUCUGCUUUUUUUUGCCACGGUGUUGUUGCUUUUACGCGCAAAAUGAAGCCAUCAACUUGUUGCAAUUUACUUGAAACGUUAUCAGAGCCAUAAGGGAGCAGUAUGCCGUUUUAUCAUCUGGAUUCAACUUUGAAAAAUCCGAACCAAAAAAACUGAGACAACAGCUGAGAGUGGGGUGAGGAGGAGGUUGGCUUUGGCAAGUUGUGGACUUCUGCCUUGUAACUCCCGCUGUCGUAUGUUGCUAGCUAACUUGCUAACUUUGAUAUAAGUCUACUACAGUGUGGUGAGGUCUGUUUUCUGAGUGGUCUGCCACAGUGAUUGGUUCAGUGGGCCACUGCAGCAUUUCCUCAAGAACAUUGGCUGUCUCCUGUGGCUUGAUGCUUUUCAGUGCUUGGAUGUUGCGUGGGCGAUGAGGAUGUCCUGCUGGUCCCAGUGGGACAGGAUUGUGAUGUGAUGGGGUGCAGGACGAGCAAGGUCCUCCCUGAGCCACCUGGAGAUGUCCAGCUAGACUUGGUCAAAAAGGUGGAUCCCCUCCAGACCGACAUCUACAAACAUUUCAUCCGAGGCGACGGCAGUGGGAGUAAAAUGAGAGGGGAGAAAACAGGCUCUCCCCCGCCCCAGGCAGCAUUCUCAGCCGCCCAGGCACCCACAAAUACAGGCCAACCAGAGGCCUCUGACCCACGCAGAAACAAGGUAGCCAAGUACAGAGCUAAGUUUGACCCACGGGUCACUGCCAAAUAUGACAUUAAGGCGCUGAUAGGCCGAGGUAGCUUCAGCCGGGUGGUGCGAGUGGAGCAUAAGAGCACGCGGCAGCCCUACGCCAUCAAGAUGAUAGAGACGCGCUACAGAGAGGGACGUGAGGUAUGUGAGUCAGAGCUGUGUGUCCUGCGGCGUGUACGCCACACCAACAUUAUCCAGCUGAUGGAGGUGUUUGAGACAGCUGAGCGAGUAUACAUGGUGAUGGAGCUGGCUACAGGGGGAGAGCUUUUUGACCGUAUCAUCGCCCGUGGCUCUUUCACAGAGCGUGAUGCUACACGUGUCCUACAGAUGGUACUGGACGGGGUCAAGUAUCUACAUACACUUGGCAUCACCCACCGUGACCUCAAGCCUGAGAACCUGCUCUACUAUCACCCCGGUGCAGACUCUAAGAUUAUGGUCACUGACUUUGGGCUGGCCAGCACUCGUAAGAAGGGUGAUGAGUGCUUGAUGAAGACCACUUGUGGGACACCAGAGUACAUUGCCCCAGAGAUCCUGGUACGAAAGCCAUACACCAAUGCUGUGGAUAUGUGGGCUCUAGGGGUCAUCUCCUACAUUCUGCUGAGUGGAACCAUGCCCUUUGAGGAUGAUAACCGCAUGCGCCUCUACCGUCAGAUCCUCAAGGGGAAGUACAGCUUUUCUGGGGAGCCAUGGCCCAGUGUGUCCAACCUGGCAAAGGACUUCAUCGACCGUGUGCUGACUGUUGACUCCAGUGAGAGGUUAACAGCAGGCCAGGCUCUGAAGCACCCCUGGAUCGUCAGCAUGGCCGCAUCAUCCUCCAUGAAGAACCUGCAGCGCUCUAUUUCCCAAAACCUCCUGAAGAGGGCCUCAUCACGCUGUCACAGCACCAAGUCUGCCCAGUCCACACGCUCCAGCCGCUCCACCAAGUCCAACAAGGCUCGUCGUGCUCGGGAGAAAGAGCUGCGUGAGCUCAACCGCCGCUACCAACAACAAUACAAUGGCUGAGUAAUAGUUAUGUGGGUUGCAAUGUUGAAACUCAUAAUGUUGUGUGUCUCAUUGAGACCACAAGCAGGGACUUACCAGCAGCUGCCUGGAACAGCAAUUCAGCUCCUAGGCCAUAGUGCCACUGGGGCAGCAAGAAAAACAUCCUCAUAUUUCACCCUUUUUUCCUAGAUUCCUAUUCCCUAAUGUUUCUUUCCUGUCCUUGUGUGUCUCACAUUUUAUUUAUUGUUGAUUAUAUUGUUUCAGUGGAAAUGGUCACUUGAAGCUGCCCAUCUAAACGGAUCUGUUGAACAACAUUCUAGGAAUUAAGUUUUAGGAAGGGGUGUUAAAAUGCUGUUCCUGCACUCGUUCUUGAUUAUUUGCUGUGAAUUCAUGGUACAAGAACAGUGGGUCACUUGCUUUGGUGGAGAUGCACUACAUGACCAAAAGUAUGUGGACACCUGCUCGUCGAACAUCUCAUUCCAAAAUCAUGGGCAUUAAUAUGGAGUUGGUCCCCCUUUUCGGCUAUAAACCCUCUUCUGUGUAGGCUUUCCACUAGAUCCAUUCAGCUACAAGGGCAUCAGUGAGGUCGGGUACUGUCGGCGUUCCAAUUAAUCUGAAAGGUGUUCGAUGGGGUUGAGGUCAGGACUUUGUGCAGGCCAGUCAAAUUCUUCCACACCGAUCUCGACAAACCAUUUCUGUAUGGACCUCGCUUUGUGCACGGGGGCAUUGUCAUGCUGAAACAGGAAAGGGCCUUCCCCAAACUGUUGUCACAGUUGGAGGCACCGAAUCGUCUAGAAUGGCAUUGUAUGCUGUAGCGUUAAGAUUUCCCUUCACUGGAACUAAGAGGCCUAGCCCGAACCAUGAAAAACAUCCCAGACCAUUAUUUAUCCUCCACCAAACUUUACAGUUGGCACUAUGCAUUGGGGCAGCUAGUGUUCUCCUGGCAUCCACCAAACCCAGAUUUGUCCGUUAGACUGCGAGAUGGUGAAGCGUGAUUCAUCACUCCAGAGAAUGUAGUUCCACUGUUCCAGGGUCCAAUUGCGGCGAGCUUUACACCACUCCAGCCAACGCUUGGCAUUGCGCAUGAUGAUCUUAGGCUUGUGCGGCUGCUCGGCCAUGGAAACCCAUUUCAUGAAGCUCCUGACUAACAGUUCUUGUGCUGACGUUGCUUCCAGAGGUAGUUUGGAACUCUAGUGAGUGUUGCAACUGAGGACGGACGAUUUUUACGCACUGUGGUCCCAUUCUAUAAGCUUGUGUGGCCUACCACUUCGCAGCUGAGCCGUUGUUGCUUCUAGAAGUUUUCACUUCACAAUAGCAGCACUUACAGUUGACCGGGGCAGCUCUAGCAGAGCAGAAAUUUGAUGUACUGGCUUGUUGGAAAGGUGGCAUCUUAUGACAAUGCCACAUUGAAAGUAAUUUAGCGCUUCAGUACGGGUAUUAGUAUUAUAUCAGUAUUUAGCGCUUCUACUCCCAAUGUUUGUGUAUGGAGAUUAUGUCUGUGUGCUUGAUUUUAUACAGCUGUCAGCAAUGGGUGUGGCUGAAAUGGCCGAAUCCACUAAUUUGAAGGGAUGUCCACAUACUUCUGGUCAUGUAGUGAAUAUAUCCUGAGAUACGGAGUAUUUUUUAAUUUAUUUUUAUACUUUGUGCUAAAACACAAGUAUGUCAGAAGCAAGGUUUCCAUCCAAUUGACUACAGAUUUUCUUGUGAAUAUAUAUAAAAAAAAGAAUUAAAAACAAUCAGAGAAUUAAAACCCACCAGAGAUGUGUUUCCGGGAAAUGAACUUGUUGCGGAUGAAAGGCUUUGCUUGAUGAUGUAGUGUUUAUAAAAAUAACUUUUGCGGUUAAAUUCCCAAAUUACAAAAAUAUAUGGGUUUGGGUUUCCAAACCCAUAUAUGGGUUUCCAUCGCAUUUUCAACUCUGAUUGUUUUGCCACAAAAAAAAGUGUUUAUAUAGCGGAUGUGCCCACUCUGGUACUGACCCUGGCGCUCUAGCCAACAGCUCUGAUACAGUGCAGGUAAAGCCUACAUGAUGAGAUUAUUAUGGCCAUCAUGUCACCAGAAUAAGACCCUCAAUAUUUAUUGGAAAUGAGAUUCAAGCUCAUCACCUUGCACUUUCACCACCCUGUGAAGUUCAUCAUAAUUUAUUUCAUCUGUAGCAUAAUAAACUGCAUGGUUUCCCGAGUUGUAGUGGGAGGACCAUACAUGUCAUCACUUGACUCCAAGUUUACUUCGAUAUGAUGGUUAUUCUAUCACUAUUUGCGCAUAAAAGCAUUUCCACCUACAUUUCUCUGAUAAUUAAUUUUACUGACACAAAAAUAUCCCACCUUGUGUAGCACAUAUUGUUUUGUCGACAUUUGGAAAGUUUACUGAAAAAUGUGCUGUUUCCAUCAGGCCAGUCGUGACUUUAAAAAAAAAAAAAGCAGGUUGGAUGGACACCUGGUUAAUGAAGGCCAAAAUAAACAUUUAUUUAUUUAAUUUUGGUUUAGAAGUCUAGUAUAUCCAAUAUUAUUGUAUUCUGACCAGUUGCUUUCAUGAUUUGAAAAUUAAGUAUUUUUCUAACCAGGAUUCAGUUUUUAUAACCUGUUAAUGUAGGAGUUGUUUCUAUUCAUUUUGGGAUUAUUUUUUAACUGUGAUCUUGAAAGACUAUGGGAGGUUGACUGGAAACUCUAAAUAAGGAAAGAUGAGCCAGCGCUUUUGCAUAGUUGUCAUUGUGGGGACUGGGGACUUAUUCGGAUCGAGGCCUGUCCUGUCUCUGCACUUUCCUGGUCCUGCUACACAGUCUGAGAUGGACAGCCCUGUUGUAAUGAAGGAUACACGUCAAGGGAUGUGUAAUUUAACAAAUUGAUGGAGAAUCGAUCCAAUAGAUCGCUAACUGAUGGAGAACUGGUUGAUGGCUCAGUAUUAAUUUAGUUUGUUAUAUCAAAUGUCUUUCCAAUUUUGUUCUGAUUAGUUUAGACAUGUCAUGUUUUUAUUGUAUUUUCCCAUAAUUGUCAUUGACCAAACCGUAUAGUUAGUAGGUUGACAACAUUUGUAAUAUUGUGGAUGCUUUGCCAGUCAGAGCUCACAGACAGCUAUUGGGAGAGACCAAUUUAAAUUUGGCACUUGUUCUCUAUUGUCAAGUCUUUUAAAAAUGAAGAAAAAUUGCCAUAAAAUAUGCUUAAAAACAAAUCUGGAGUGUUGUGAUGAUGUAUUUUACAUUGUUCUUUCAAAUAAUUAUCUUCAAUACUUCCACGUUUUAUUUUUAGCGUACUUUGUUAUAGCCUGUGAAUGCACUUAUUUUAAUUAUAUUCGAGGGAUGGAUCAAGAACCUGAUCACAUUUAACUGAUUGUUUCUAGCACUUCAUUUUGAGGGGUCAUUUAAGUGUUUUGAAGGGCUUCAAAAGCAAUUGUGUUUUAAUUUUUUUAUUUUUUUUAAAUUGUACCUUAGUUAUUGUGUUGACAGGAUGUAGGUUUUAAGUCUUCAUUAAAACUGCUCUUGUUAGAUAAUUUUGUUUACCUUUUUGUACUCCCCAACCAGAACAACCAUUUAUAAGCAAUUGGUAUGAUGUGGUCAUAUGUACGUUUAAGCAAUUUGUGGUGAGAAGCGCUGGUAUUUUGAGGUACAUUUUUUAAAAAUAAGAUACUGGAAAUUCAACAGAGCCGUAUCAGCUGACCUCAGUCUCUCUUUUGGAAUUUCUAUAAUGUUACAUUAUGCUCUAUCUACACUGUCGGUCCUACUGCUGUUAUUUGUUUUGUAAAUU
Oncorhynchus tshawytscha (Chinook salmon) is the source of this 5792-nucleotide messenger RNA. Its product is annotated as serine/threonine-protein kinase H1 homolog. Gene Ontology annotation, biological process: protein phosphorylation. The record is from RefSeq and is a predicted model, not a curated record. Bases 807 to 2075 code for a protein of 422 amino acids. Lineage: Eukaryota; Metazoa; Chordata; Actinopteri; Salmoniformes; Salmonidae. The transcript has 3 exons. Gene Ontology annotation, molecular function: ATP binding; protein kinase activity.